CUAGUUUUAGGUUGAAUCUACACUCAAGAGACAAAGAAAACACUCAAAGAUUAAAACCAAUAAUCCUAUUAUGUGCUAAUGGAUCCGUUUCCUUGGUUUGCUCUUGUAGUGUAAUUUGUCCACAUCCACUCCGGAAAUCACAAUAUGAUCACAGAUCUGGGUGUCUAAUUCUGUCCGGUCAAGUGGAUCGUCCCAUGGCUUGACUGGGUCCGCCUCAUGCACCUCGAAUCAUCACCUCGAGAAUGGACAGCAGAUCAUGAUCGUAACAAUCUUACUUCAGACUGUAUCGAUGACCGUAAAUUACCUCUGGCAGAUGCAAUGCACCCGACUCGGGGUUUUCUUCCCCCUCCUCUCUCUCAUCUCCCUCGACUGCUGGUAUACCGCAGGAUGUGGCCGCUGUAAUGUAGGCGACUGGGCGAGUGGUCAAUCGGGAGAUGAGAACCAGAUUAGAGUCAGCCAAACAGAGUUCAUUGCCAGAAAGUGACAAUCAAGCGAAAGAACCAAAACAAAACAAGACUGAGCUAGACGAUACUAGAAGAGAAGAGCGAAGAAGAAGAAUAACAAAAGAAAAGAAAAUGGAGGAAUGCAUGAGGCGCAG
Molecule: messenger RNA, 598 nt
Organism: Aspergillus aculeatinus CBS 121060
Lineage: Eukaryota; Fungi; Ascomycota; Eurotiomycetes; Eurotiales; Aspergillaceae
Exons: 1
Coding region: 314-484 (56 amino acids)
Source: RefSeq, a predicted model, not a curated record